AUGUGGGGUCAGGAGGCCCCGUCUCCUAGGAGGGAAGGAGGUGUCAAGUUUUUAAAAAAGCUACCUCUAGAUCAGUUUCCCUACCUGCAAUGGCUGAGCUUGGCUAGGAACCAGUUGGAGGAUAUGGCGGGCCUGGGUGGAACUGCCCUCGAGAACCUCAAUCUUAGUGGUAACAAAAUCCAGAGAGUGCACGGCCUACAGUAUGGUCAACUGACCAACCUGGGGAUCCUAGAGCUGAGGGGCAACUGCUUGGACACGACCGAUGGCAUCUAUCUUCCAAAACUUCGGAAACUUUAUCUGGCCCAGAACGUCAUAAAGCGCCUGGAGGGUCUGGAGAGACUGGAGCUUCUCACCACGUUACACCUCCGAGACAACCAGCUGGAGACCCUGGAAGGCAUUAGCCCCAGGAUGACAUCUCUGAAGUACCUCAAUGUCAGGGGUAAUCUGAUAUCCAAUCAGAAGGCCCUGCAGAGUCUUGUUCCUCUGCUUGGCACACUACAAGCUGUGGUUAUCUUGGAUAAUCCACUGGCUGAGUCCGGGGACUACCGCAUUGCGGUGCUGACCUGUCUGAUGCACCUGGAGCGGCUGGACAAGGAGCUCGUCUCAUCAGAGGAGAGGGCGGAAGCACAGGAGAGACUCAAAGAACUUGCGGUGGAAGAAGAAAUACCUGAGACGGAGGACACUUCGUGAUGGCUACAUUAAGGGGAAGUGUUAGUCAACUUCCCAUGAUGGAACCGGUUUGUGGAUAUGUUGGUAAAUGUGAAAAGAAGAAAGAAGACCCAAGUGCAUACC
Molecule: messenger RNA, 792 nt
Organism: Gadus chalcogrammus (walleye pollock)
Lineage: Eukaryota; Metazoa; Chordata; Actinopteri; Gadiformes; Gadidae
Product: leucine-rich repeat-containing protein 23-like
Exons: 6
Coding region: 1-690 (229 amino acids)
Cellular component (GO): cytoplasm
Molecular function (GO): protein binding
Source: RefSeq, a predicted model, not a curated record